Molecule: messenger RNA, 330 nt
Organism: Gryllus bimaculatus (two-spotted cricket)
Lineage: Eukaryota; Metazoa; Arthropoda; Insecta; Orthoptera; Gryllidae
Source: the annotation of a GenBank genome assembly
AUGAAGAAUACCAGCCAGUGCUCGGAGGAGGAGGAGGACGAGCAGGAGGAGGAGGAGGAAGAAGAGAAGGAGGAGGAAGUGGAGGAGGAGGAGGAACUGGAAAAGGAGGAGGAGGAAGUUGAAACGGAGGAGAAUGAAGGGGAUGAGGAGGAGGAGGGGGGGGAAGUCGAAUACUGUCUCACUGACAAUGUGGAUCACAACUUUCCUUCCUCUGGCGAUUCUGACUUGUUAAAAAAUAUAUUUAGAUUGACAAAAGAAUAUGGAUAUGUUUUUAGAGCCUGGAUGGGUCCUUAUCUAUUUGUUCUUGUUGCUGAUCCCGUAUUCAUAGAG